Molecule: messenger RNA, 2013 nt
Organism: Ostreobium quekettii
Lineage: Eukaryota; Viridiplantae; Chlorophyta; Ulvophyceae; Bryopsidales; Ostreobiaceae
Source: the annotation of a GenBank genome assembly
AUGGACGCCGACGCCGCCGAAGCGCCCCCCCCCGCCGAACAAGACGCCGCGGCGGCCAAAGCGCGUCCCAAAGCGGACUCGGAGAGCAUGCCGCCGCCCCCUCCGAGGCUGAUGUCGAAGAAGGCGAGCGGCAACGGGGCGAAUGAGCGGGCGGACAGCGAGGCGAGGGCAGCCUGGGCAGGUCCCUGUGGGCAGCAGGCGGGCGAAACGGCGCAGGCCGCGGCGGGCCGCGCGCCGGCGCCCUACGCGCCACCGCAAUGGGGCGGAGCUCCAGAGGGGAUCCCUUACGCCCUAGAGGUUUUGAAGAAUGGCACCAUGUUGUCCCGGCACUCUGUCUCACAGAAGGGGCACUAUGUGUUUGGGAGAAGCCCCAGCGCAGACUUCGUGUUGGAACACCCCUCGGCAUCACGAUUUCACUGUGUUCUUCAGCACAACAGCCACUCCGGAGAGGCCUUCUUGCAUGACUGUGGCAGCACCCAUGGCACAUAUCUCAACAAGCAGCUGAUCAAGCCCUCUGUCUAUGUGCCUUUAAGGGUGGGAGACACAUUUCGAUUUGGCCAGAGCUCCCGACUGUACGUGUUGCAAGGGCCUCAGGAGCUGAUGCCUAAGGAGGGACUGAAUCGCUCUCAGAAGCUGCUAGCUGCCAAGCUUGCAGCUGCGCGGAAGCAACAGGAAAGGGAUGAGGAGAAAGCGUGCUCUCAAAUGAACGAGGUGAUCUCAGGCACGGCAAUGUGGGGCUUCAAGGAGGAUGCCCCCCAGGACGCCCAACAGGAGGAGACCAUGGACUGGAAGACAUACAGAGACCGACACGGCUUGACAGAGAAACAGCAGAAGGUUGCAGAGAAAAUAAGGAGCCGACAGUGGAAGAUCGACAACAUGAAGAAGGAAUGCCAGCGCAUCUCCAGCAAGUCGGCCUCUGGUGACCUCACUCCAGGCCAAGUCUCCACUCUGCAUCGUAAUGAGAGGCUCAUAGAGACACUGGAGGAGGAGAUAGAGGGCCUGGAAGAAACCCUGCAGGACUCAGUGCAGGAUGCGCUCAGAGACAAAACGGCAAAGGCAGGGCACAAGAGUGGCAAGCGCAAGCGUGCACAUGAGAGCGAUGAUGAGAGUGAUGACUCUGACGAAUUCUUUUACGACCUGACUCGGAAGCAUGCAAAGCGGGGCACACUAAACAAAAAGGACAGCAAGCCAAGCACCAUAACUGUGGAGCAGCUGCACACUGAACAAUUGGGGCUUUUGGGCCGACGGGAGGAGGUUCUAAAAGGGAUCCAGGUUGAGAAGGCGAAGUGCGAGCACAAAGAGGGAGUCCCAGACCAGAAGCCAGCAGACACAGCUGGCUUGGACUCAUUGGAUGCAUUUAUGUCACGGGUGGAGACGCAAGUCGAGGCAGAUAAGGUCACAUCACUGCAGAAGCAGCUUGAAGAAAUAGAGUCUGAGCUCGACAGGGUCAAGGGGCUCAUGCGCAUAGCCGACCCUGAUGGAUUCUACACAGGAAGACAGCCGAAAGCGGCAGCUGUGAAAGGAGCAAUGCAGGUGGAAGCAGGGCAGUGCAGACACAGUGUUGCAGUGGAGGGCGAUCCCCAAGCAGAAAAGACUGUUCAAGCUGCUGCUGUGGCAUCUGCAGCACCUACAGAAUCUUCCGUACCUUCGGCCCAGUCAGAAGUAUCUGAUGCUCCAGUGCCUACACAUCAGGUCACACAGCCAGCUGGAGCGCUCAUGGUGUCUGGUGGCGAGACUGGAGGGGUUGAGGUACCCCUACAAAGUCAUGAUAAUGGCACAGGAGUACUCACAGUCAGAGAACCAUCUGUGCCUGUUCUUCAGGCAAAACCUGUGAAGCUAGACAAAGCUCCGCACAUCUUGAAGACCAAACCGCUGGUGCGCGGGCCAAAAGGGCCUCCCACCCGCCCUCCUUCUUCGGACCCACAAGAAGAGGAAGGUCCCAUCGACUGGCAGCCGCCGAAGGGUCAGACGGGCGACGGGCGCACCAGCCUAAACGACAAAUUAGGGUACUGA